UCGGUCAAUUGUGUUUUUGUGUUCAAAUCGCGGGAUUGACCCUGUUCUACAUUCUUAGUGAAGUUCUGUUUGAAUCAUUGAUAGCUUGGUUUCACAAUCUGUCCAACGGGCGAGCAACGAGCGAAGAGCAAACAAACCGCAAACCUGAACCACAUCCACAUCCACAUCCACAGAUCAGAGACCAAAAAUAAACCACCAGAGAACCCCACAAACACCACGGACGCAAUGCUCUCCUCACUUUGGGGCUCCAAGCCCUCAUCCUCAUCUCCAUCCAACGAACCCGCCAAACCAAAUGACCAACAACCCUCCACCACCACCACCCCUCCCCAAAACCAACCCGAAAACCAACAACCUCAAAAAGACUCCCAAUUCCCCCAACGACCCCUAAAACUCCUCCUCGCAGGCACAACCUUCCUAACCCUCUCCCUCUACCUAACCCGCCGCGCCCUCCGCGCCCGCCGCCUAACCUCCAUCCCCCCUUACUACACCUCCUCCACCUACCACCACCCUCCCGUCAACGGCGCCCUCGACGCCUUCGAAGCAUUCAACCUCGCCACAAUCAACGUGGUAUCUUUCGCGAUGGUGGGGACGGGGGGUGUGAUGUGGAAAUUGGGUGUUAAUGAUGUUGAGGAUGCGAGGAGGAUUACGAGACGGUUUAUUGUGGAGGAGGGGACUGGGGAGGGGGUUGAUGGGGUUUGGGGUGGGGAGGUGAAUAGUGGGAAGGAGGAGGAUGUGGAGGCGGAGAAGGCGAUUGAGAGGUGGGUUGUUGAGACGUUGGGGUUGAAAGGGUAUGAGGAGAAGAAGAGGGAGAUUUUGGAGGAGAGGGCGCGGACGGAGGGGGGGAAGAGUGAGAGGUGAUUGCGGUUGGUUUUUGUGUUGGAUGGACGAUGGAGGAUGGAUGUACGAGUAAACAUGCUACGCCACUCAUGCAAAUAAUACAAUGUACAAUUAGUAACGAAUGACGAAGACGGUUAUCCAUUGCGCUAUCCUGAAUCCCAUAUAAACCUAUUCCAGCCGCUCAUACCUCUCCCUCGCCGUCUGCCUCGUCUUCUCCAAAAACUCAUCAUACCGAUUCCUCGUAUUCCUCCCCGCCUCCUCAACAGCAUCCCCGAUCUUACUCCCCUGCG
Molecule: messenger RNA, 1127 nt
Organism: Aspergillus glaucus CBS 516.65
Lineage: Eukaryota; Fungi; Ascomycota; Eurotiomycetes; Eurotiales; Aspergillaceae
Exons: 1
Coding region: 226-858 (210 amino acids)
Cellular component (GO): mitochondrion
Source: RefSeq, a predicted model, not a curated record